This is a messenger RNA of Parathielavia appendiculata, 1743 nucleotides long. Its product is annotated as FAD/NAD(P)-binding domain-containing protein. Lineage: Eukaryota; Fungi; Ascomycota; Sordariomycetes; Sordariales; Chaetomiaceae. The coding region runs from base 1 to 1743 and encodes 580 amino acids. The transcript is spliced from 5 exons. The record is from RefSeq and is a predicted model, not a curated record. Gene Ontology annotation, molecular function: N,N-dimethylaniline monooxygenase activity; flavin adenine dinucleotide binding; NADP binding.
AUGUCGCAAGUCAACGGUCAUGCCGAGGCAGUCGAACCCCAGCCUCCCCUUGCUGCUUACACGGUGCAGGAACAGCCCCUCGGUUCCACGCGGCACAUCCGUAUUGUUGUCAUUGGAGCCGGAGCGAGCGGCCUAAACCUGGUCCGGACGCUGCGGCUCAAUCUCAGCGACUUUGAAGUUGCCGUCUACGAGAAGAACGCCGAUGUGGGAGGCACUUGGUUCGAGAACCGCUAUCCCGGGUGCAGAUGCGACGUCCCCAGUCACAGCUACCAGUUCUCAUGGCGGCAAAAAAAGGACUGGACCAACUUCUUCUCGACUGCAGAGGAGAUUGGAGAGUAUCUGUGCCGGGUUUGUGACGAGGAGGGCAUGAGGGAGUCGAUCAGGACUUCGCACCAAGUGGUCUCGGCGCAGUGGAGCGAGAAGGAUGGGCAGUGGGAGUUGGUUAUCCGGAACUUGGAGUCCGGGGAGGAGUUCAGCGACUACGCAACCUUCCUCGUGAACGGGACGGGCAUCUUGAACAAUUGGAAGUGGCCGGAUCUUGAUGGGCUUGAUUCAUUCCAAGGGCGCCUGAUUCACACUGCCCGGUGGCCAAAGAAUUUCGACCACACGGGCAAGACCAUUGCCGUUAUCGGCAACGGAUCCAGCGGAAUCCAGGUGCUGCCAGAGCUCCAACCGGGUGCCGAGAAACUGUAUCACGUAUUCCGGACGCCCACAUGGGUUCUUCCUCCGAGGAUCCAGGCGUGGAAAGUCAUGGGCCAAGCCGGCCAGAUUCUGAGCCAGAUCCAGAUGGACGCCCAGGAGAACUUCUCGCAGGAGACCAUCGAGAGGUUCCAGUCUGACCCCGACUUCUACCGCGCGUUUGUGAAGAAGAUCGAAGUGGAAGUGAACAACGCUUUCCCGGUCGUGCUCGCAAACAGCCCGGUACAAGCCUUUGCCAGAGCGAAGGUCACGGAAUACAUGACGCUCAUGCUCGGGGGGAACCAGGAGCUUUGCAAGGCACUGAUACCCGACUUCCCGCUUGGAUGCAGGAGAAUGACCCCCGGCCACGGAUACCUCCAAGCCCUGACACAACCCAAUGUGGAAGUUAGGCGAUCAAUGAUCAAGCGGUUUGUGCCGGAGGGUAUCGAGCUGGAAUCCGGGGAAAUCUUGAAGGUCGACGCGAUCGUCUGCGCGACAGGUUACGAUACGUCUUUCCGCCCGCGCUUCCCGAUUAUCGGCUGCGACGGAAACCUUCAAGACAGAUGGAGAAACGAAACCCCAAAGGCCUACAUGUCGUGCGCCGUGGCCGGGCUACCAAACUACUUCAUGUUCCUCGGCCCCAACGGGCCAAUUGGCCAUGGAAGUGUCUUCACUCUCACGGAACACAUCGCAAAGUACAUUACUUCUGUUAUCAAGAAAUGCCAGACCGAGUCCAUCAAGGCCAUCGUCCCGUCUGCGGCAGCAGUCGACGACUACUUUGAGCACAUCACGGCCUUCAUGCCGCGCACCACGUGGGCUACGCCCCGGGGAAGGUCGUGGUUCAAGAAUGGGCGUGAGGACGGGCCUGUCACGGCGCUGCAUCCUGGCAGCCGGAUCCAUUUUUUCCACAUGCUGGAAAGGUUUAGGGGUGAGGAUUGGGAGUAUGUGUAUAUGGGGGGAAGGAGGAAUCGGUUUGGGUACCUGGGCAAUGGAUUCUCCACAAAGGAGCUGGAUCCGCAAGGGGAUACGACCUGGUAUCUUGAUGAAGGGGCGGUUGUGCGAUAA